AGCAAAAACUCUGCAGCAAGCAUCGAAAAUGAAGAGGCCCCGAACUUUUGAGGAGCAAACGGAAUGCAUCGUGGACACUUUACUUACAGACUUCUUAGGCACCACAGUGCAAGUUGCUAACCGGGACCUACAUUAUGGAGAUGAAGUAGAUUCAGGAGAGUCUUGCUCUUUUGACGUGGCCAUCAUUGCUGGCCGCCUUAGGAUGUUGGGUGACCAGUUCAAUGGAGAAUUGGAAGCUUCUGCCAAAAAUGUCAUUGCAGAAACCGUUCAGGGACAGGCAGGCGCUGUACUGUGGGACACAGUGAAAUCUCUCAGCCAGGCCUGGUGUGCUCAGGAUUCCAGCUUAGCUUACGAGAGAGCCUUUCUGGCAGUGUCAGUGAAGCUUCUUGAAUAUGUGGCCCGCAUGGCUCCCGAAAUGGCAAGACAGGUGGCUGUCCCCAUGACAAACAUGAUCAAUGGGAACAGUGCCAUCCGGGAGUUUGUCCAGGGCCAGGGAGGUUGGGAAAAUCUGGAGAGCUGA
Messenger RNA from Odobenus rosmarus divergens (Pacific walrus), 520 nucleotides. RefSeq names its product BCL2-like 15 (gene BCL2L15). Lineage: Eukaryota; Metazoa; Chordata; Mammalia; Carnivora; Odobenidae. Gene Ontology annotation, biological process: regulation of apoptotic process. Bases 29 to 520 code for a protein of 163 amino acids. The record is from RefSeq and is a predicted model, not a curated record. The transcript is spliced from 4 exons. Gene Ontology annotation, cellular component: nucleus; cytosol.